Molecule: messenger RNA, 498 nt
Organism: Cooperia oncophora
Lineage: Eukaryota; Metazoa; Nematoda; Chromadorea; Rhabditida; Trichostrongylidae
Source: the annotation of a GenBank genome assembly
AUGACGCUUCUGGUAAGGAUGCUCAUUGAAGCACGUGAAAGAAGACUACGGCUCUGUGGAGGUGUCCCAACGGGAAACUCUCAAGCUGAACGUACGACUGCAAUGUUGACUGGAAUUGUAGCUGUGUUUCUGAUUACUGAACUACCUCAGGGAAUCCUUGGACUUUCUGUUGGUAUUAACCCUCGUAUGAUGUUCAUCGCACAUCCUCUUGGAAACUUCUUUGAUUUACUAUCACUAAUCAACAGUGCCGUCAAUUUUGUCCUAUGUGCUUUGAUGUCUCACGUGUUCAGGAGAGAGUUCCUUCACACCUUCAGUAUGUGCUGCCCACAAUCAAGUGAAAACCACAGCGGUGCGCCGAUCACAAAACCAACUAACAAAACGUUCUUUUCGUCGUUUACACCAAAGAAGGCCAAAGAUGGUUUCGUUUCUGUGCCGACAAAUGAUCAACGACAAUCAAAUAACGGUGAUCAGAAUCACGCCCUUAUUGGAGAGAAAUGA